UGGCCCUGUCUAAGGGAGACCUCCUUGCCUGUUGGGUUGUUUGAGGGUCUGGAAGAAGCUUAUCUAGGACCAGAGUCAACUGGAGCCUGGGGUUAAUGUCGCCAGCUCCUGGGGAAGAAAAUUUAUAUGACAGAAAGGGAAAAGAGUGAGAAGAAACUCAGAUCAGAAGGGGAGUUGGGCCUUCCCAGGACUGGGCUGGAUGGAACCCUGUUCUCCACAGAUAGGGCGGGGCAGGGUGAGCAAAGAGUGGAGGUAGAGAACGUCAAGGCAGAGGAGAGUCUCCUCCACCACCAACACGCACUCACCCUCACCCUAUCCCACCUCCCCACCUCGCCACACAAGCACACACCAGAUUCCUCCUAGCAAGGAAUGACCUUGACAACCUGAGGUCGACAGAGGGAGCCCUAACUCUGUGGACCCUUUGGCUCCAGCACUGACUGGGCUCUAGCCUGUUCCUGCCCAAGGAAUCUGGCUGAUGGGCAGACAUUCCCAAACACCAAGCACCAUGUGACUGAGGUUCUGGGGGAGUGAAUUUGGGCCUUGAGGGACCAGAAUAGGCUGUCUUAGACUCUUUGAUCUAGGUCAGGGGGUAGGGGCAGAUCGGGGACUUGAAAGAGGUACCCAGGUAGAUGGUAGAGGUAGGAGCCCAUGGCCACACAUGAGCCCAGCCAGUGACCUUCUGGGAUGCCGUCCUUCCAACACCAGGGCUGUGAAUCCCUUGUUCCUGUCACCUUUCCCCAUGUACUGGAUGGGCUGCCUAGAAUAGGGCAGUCAUCCUUCCAACCGGCCUGUUGUCUGGCCCUGAAUUAUGGUUCCCUCCAGACCACUCCUGGAGCCAAUCCUGGCUUAGGAGAGAGUAGGGGGAGGGCACACCUUGGUAGGGUACAGUUGGGGGCACAGUCCCAGAGCUUUGUAGGCUCUGCAGGGUCCCUCCCUCUGUCCCUGAGGAAGAAGCAAUACGAGUCAGUUUUUCUCCUCCCCCUCCCAUCGCUGCUGAGCUGGGCCUGGGCUGCCAGGAGGUUGUCUUGGCAACGGGAGGCGGAAAGGAGAUGCGCUGAGGGAUGGAGGUGUAUGUCACCGCAGAGGCUGCCGUGUUCCUGCCCCACGCCCCAGGCCCUUGAAGCCACCCGCGGUCAGCAGCCCAGAGAGGCCCAAGGGAUGAGGAGACCACAGCGCGCUGCGACGCCCUUGCUGCAGGAGCCGGGCCGAGCCUGACGUCCGUCCUCUCUACGUGCGCACGGGCCUCCAAGGGAGCGGCCGGCCGGCCAGUGGGGGCCGCAUGGAACGUCUGCAGAAGCAACCUCUUACCUCCCCGGGGAGCGUCAGCUCCUCCAGAGACUCCAGUGUGCCCGGCUCUCCCUCCAGCAUCGUGGCCAAGAUGGACAACCAGGUGUUGGGCUAUAAAGACCUGGCUGCCAUCCCCAAGGACAAGGCUAUCCUGGACAUUGAGAGACCUGACCUCAUGAUCUACGAGCCUCAUUUUACCUAUUCCCUCCUGGAUCACGUGGAGCUGCCCAGAAGCCGGGAGUGCUCACUGUCACCCAAAUCCACAUCUCCCCCACCAUCCCCAGAGGUCUGGGCAGAGAGCCGGACGCUUGGCAUCAUCUCCCAGGCUUCAACACCGAGGACCACAGGGACCCCCAGGACCAGCCUGCCCCAUUUCCACCACCCCGAGACUACCCGCCCAGAUUCCAACAUCUACAAGAAGCCACCCAUCUACAAGCAGAGAGAAUCCACGGGAGGCAGCCCUCAGAGCAAGCACCUCAUCGAGGACCUCAUCAUAGAGUCGUCCAAGUUCCCCGCAGCACAGCCCCCCGACCCCAACCAGCCAGCCAAGAUAGAGACUGACUACUGGCCGUGUCCCCCGUCGCUGGCCGUUGUGGAGACAGAAUGGAGGAAACGGAAGGCAUCUCGAAAGGGGGCAGAAGAAGAGGAGGAGGAGGAAGAUGAUGACUCUGAAGAGGAGAUUAAGGCCAUCAGGGAGCGGCAGAAAGAGGAACUCAGUAAGGUUACUUCCAACUUGGGAAAGAUGAUCUUGAAGGAAGAGAUGGAGAAGUCAUUGCCGAUCCGGAGAAAAACACGCUCUCUGCCUGACCGGACACCGUUCCAUACCUCCUUGCACUCGGGGACAUCUAAAUCCUCUUCUCUUCCUUCCUAUGGCAGGACCACCCUGAGCCGGCUACAGUCCACGGAAUUCAGCCCAUCGGGGAGUGAGGCUGGGAGUCCAGGCCUGCAGAACGGAGAGGGCCAGAGGGGGAGGAUGGAUCGGGGGAACUCCCUACCCUGUGUGCUGGAGCAGAAGAUCUAUCCCUAUGAGAUGCUGGUGGUGACCAACAAGGGGCGAACCAAGCUGCCUCCUGGUGUGGACCGCAUGAGGCUGGAGAGGCAUUUGUCAGCAGAGGACUUCUCCAGGGUCUUCGCCAUGUCUCCAGAGGAGUUUGGCAAGCUGGCCCUGUGGAAGCGGAACGAACUCAAGAAGAAGGCUUCCCUUUUCUGACAUCCCGGCCGGCUCGCCCUGUCGGUGACAGCACCUUCCCUCUGCUGCUUCAAGGCCCUGAAGCUGGGGUUGUGAGACCCCAGAGCAUCCUCUUCCUCUGCUGGCUGGGAGCAGCAGGAGGCAGGGCAGAAGCGUUGGGCUCCAUUCCUCAGGGAGAGAGAGAGCCAAGAAGUGCACAGGCCCAGAGCCAUGAGACGUGGACUUCCUUCCCCCACGAUGGGCCAGGGGGGCCUUACCUUUUUUCCCUGGGCCCCACUGCCUAGCCAAACCCAGCCGGGACUCCAGCACACAGUCACUGAUUGCACUCCUUCCCUGUCUGUCGCCCGCCCGACCUGAAGGUUCCCAGAAGGUGAGGAGAAAUGAAGAGGGACACUUAGUGGUGAGGUCUGUCUGCUAUCCUGUACAGGGGGUAGACUUGGCCAGGAAGUGGCAGCUCUGGGACCCUGUGCCUGUCCACCCAAAGGCUCCAGCCGGCUGCACUCCUGACGGCUCCCUGCAUCUGGGCCUGAUGCUUCUCUGACUGGCAGAAGCAGGCUCUACCUGGGCCUCCAGCUGGGAGGUCAUCCUCCCUCCAGCUUGUCUGUCCUGUACUUUGCAACCCCUAAGCUUCAAGCCUCUUGCUCAAGACCCAGGACCUAUUUAAAGCUGUGGCUAAGAGCAGAGCCACUGUUCACACAAUGCCUCACCGCCACCAGCCUCCAGGCAAAACCAGCUAGGAUGCACCCUUCUAGCCCCUAUCUGGGGACCACUGAGCCCAGGCCUCAGCCUCCCUUAGAUGGCCUAGCUUGGGGCACCUCUGAGAGUCCAGGCUCCCAGGUCCCCCCAUUGCCAUGCAUCCCCUACUGUGCUCUCUUCAGAAUGUAAUUUAUUGGGGCACCCUCUGCUGCUUUCCUUUCCCUAUUCCCCGCCCCACCUAAUUGCACUCCCAGUCCCCAUCUCUCCACAUAUGUAUGUGUACAUAAUUAUACAUAUAUAUAUAUACAUAUAUAUAUUUUGCCCAGGUCUGGGUUUUGUUUUUACCCAGAUCCUGGCACUCCCUUGUCCACUGUGUGUGUGUGAUCAUGCCGGGAGGGGUAACUGCUUGGAAUUAAAGGUUGCAUUGGGUCCCUAAA
Messenger RNA from Meriones unguiculatus (Mongolian gerbil), 3609 nucleotides. RefSeq names its product dematin actin binding protein (gene Dmtn). The record is from RefSeq and is a predicted model, not a curated record. Lineage: Eukaryota; Metazoa; Chordata; Mammalia; Rodentia; Muridae. The transcript is spliced from 16 exons. Gene Ontology annotation, molecular function: actin filament binding. Bases 1280 to 2497 code for a protein of 405 amino acids. Gene Ontology annotation, biological process: cytoskeleton organization; actin filament bundle assembly; lamellipodium assembly. Gene Ontology annotation, cellular component: plasma membrane; actin cytoskeleton.